Tyto alba (common barn owl) is the source of this 3622-nucleotide messenger RNA. RefSeq names its product cytochrome P450 2J2-like. Gene Ontology annotation, molecular function: oxidoreductase activity, acting on paired donors, with incorporation or reduction of molecular oxygen, reduced flavin or flavoprotein as one donor, and incorporation of one atom of oxygen; heme binding; iron ion binding. The record is from RefSeq and is a predicted model, not a curated record. Bases 1956 to 3434 code for a protein of 492 amino acids. Gene Ontology annotation, biological process: xenobiotic metabolic process. The transcript has 10 exons. Gene Ontology annotation, cellular component: intracellular membrane-bounded organelle; cytoplasm. NCBI's taxonomy places the organism in Eukaryota, Metazoa, Chordata, Aves, Strigiformes, Tytonidae.
AGACCAAGCAUUAAUGCUUAGAAAUGCUGUCUCCUGUGUGCUUCUGUUGGCAUACAGCCAUAGCAAAGAUUGGCUUUUUUCCUCUUUUUUUUUCUUUUCACCUCGCAUAAGUGACUUUUCUAUGAGCACCCACGUAGGAUACUGAAUAGUUAACAGGAAAAGAGGAUUAACUCAAGUUUCAUUUCCACUGUCUUUAGCCUCCAUCUCUGGCAAUAACUGCCUUUGCUGCACUACAAAGCAAUCACUGUGCAGUGGCAGAUUUAUGCCACAUGGGAGAGUCCUUUGCACAUCACAUCCCUGCCACGCCGGGCACACAGGGAUUUUGUCACUGAGCUGUCCUUCUAACUGAUCAUUUUAAUCCUAUUCCGUUUUUAAUUAAUGCUUCAUAGUUACAGGCUCCCGUGGUUGGGUUGGUUUUUUUGGUGUUUUUUUUGUUUUGUUUUGUUUUCUUUUUGUUUUUUUUAAUUUCUAAAAGAGAGAACAUAAAGCUCUGUAGACUUUUUUUCACCUAUGAAGUUUUCAAAGCCACUCAGGACUAGGCACUGGUUUCUCUCCAUUUUUUUAUUGGCUCUGCUGUAAGUUUGACUUCAGGUAUGUGGCUACAACUUGUAUUAUUUGCACUGCCUUAUCAAACAAAUGUUGAUCUCUUCCCUCUUCCAUAUCAAACUUGCCUUUCCUUGUUACUUUGGUAUUUCCUUCCCUGCUCAUGGAGAGAAAAAAUGAUUGAAGUCUUUCUCUUUUUCUUAUCCUUCUUUUUCUUUUUUUUUUAUAAGUUGGGAUAAAAAACAAAAACAAAUUUUAAAUGCAAUAAUCUCAUACAAGAACGGCAGGAGGCAUUAAUUUGAUUAAUUUUUUGAAUAGAAUACCUCAUGUAAGUGAAGGGGAACAUGUGCAUCUCCACAGGCUCAAGCUUAAGUGUGCUUAAAAGCCAGGGGUAAAAAAAGAUUCUCCUUGAAAAUAGUUUAACUUCCACAAUAAAACAAUGAUUUAACUUUUCAGGCCUCCUAAGUGUAAACGUUAUGCAAAUUCUCUGCUCUCACGCCUAUGGCAUUGCUCCAGCAGCUCUGUUGAGUCUCUGUGCCUUGUCUUCAGCAGUGAACAGCCCCAACAGCUGCAACUGAUGUCCCCAGAAGAGAGAAAAUGAACCCAAAUCAUCCCCUGGAGCACGAGGUGGCAGCUGACAACUGCAGACGGCCGCGGCAGAGCUGCAUGCUGCAAUGGCAAACUGCUGCUGCGAAUGCCCCUCCUCUAUCACAAUCAAACACAGCACAUGCGUCACAAUUCGGUGUGGUGUAGGUGCAUGAUCUGUCUCAGAGCUGCUCUUAGGUGGUAAGAGUCAGCACAGCCUGUUACCAGCCGCCGCCGAAGGGCCACAGGCUGCAGAGCUGGGCAUCUGCUUUGGCUUUUCAGCACCUGCCUUAGCUUUGUCGGGCUUUGGGCACGGCUUCUGCACGGGCUAUGGGCUCAAAGGCCAAAGCAGGUGGGAAGGGACGGCUGGAGGGCUCGGGGCAGGACCAACCUCAUGGCCGGAGCAGGUUGCUCUGCUUGUGCUUGUCCAGCGGAGAUCAGAGAAGUACGGUGCUUAGAAACUGCUGCAGAUCCUGGACGGCUGUUUGCUUCCAGCCCACUUCACCCCGACGCACUGAAACCUUAACCCAUGAGUCAGAUGGUUUGUCAAACGUUUGAGCAACCUUAUCUCAGAUGUCCCCGCUGACGCGGGGCUUGGUCUGGGACUCUUUGUACCAGCAAACAAGCUUCUGCCAACGAGGAAAGCGCAAGGCGCUCGGAGCGGCUGGAGCCUCCCCGGCACCGCGAAGCCGACGCUGGGACGCGGCACGCUGCGCCAGCACGUUUCCCAUCUCUCCCUGUCCCUGAGGGGUGUGGGGGUGCCCCGUAAGCUCCAUCUGUCCUGACCUGCUGCAAGACACGUCCCUGUGGAUCCCCACCAUCCACCCAUGCGGCGCUUCCUCUGGGACAGCAUCUCCAUCCAGAUGCUUCUUGUCUUCCUCGUUGUUUUCCUGCUCGUCGCUCACUACAUGAAGCACAGAAAGCCUAAAAACUUCCCUCCCAGCCCCUUCGCCAUCCCCUUCGUGGGGCACAUCCACCUGAUGAACUUCAGCAAUCCCUAUAUCCUAGUGGAGAAGCUUAUUCAAAAAUAUGGGGAAGUCUUCAGCAUACAGAUGGGCGGCACAUGGUUUGUGUUCGUAAAUGGGCUGCGGAUGGUUAAGGAAGUUCUUGUAAACCAAGGGGAAAACUUCCUGGAUCGCCCUGACAUCCCUAUCGACAGCGAGGUCUUCAGCAGCAUAGGCCUGGUAUCCUCCAACGGGCACUUGUGGAAGCAGCAGAGGAGGUUCACCUUGUCCACCCUUCGAAACUUCGGCUUGGGGAAGAGGGGCCUGGAGGAGCGCAUCCAGGAGGAGUGCCAGUGCCUCGUGGAUGUGUUGGAGGACGAGCAGGGAAAUCCUUUCAACCCUCAGCUCAAAAUCAGUAACGCCGUUUCAAACAUCAUCUGCUCUGUCAUCUUCGGCAAUCGGUUUGACUACCAUGAUAAAGACUUCCAGAAAAUGCUGCAGCUGUUGAAUGAGACAGUUGGCCUCCACGGGACCAUCAUGGCCCAGCUCUACAACUCUUUCCCAUCUAUAAUGAAGUUCCUCCCUGGAUCCCAUCAAACCAUUUUUAAAAACUGGAAGUUGUUGAAAAGUUUCGUAAGAGAGAAGAUUGAGAAACACAAGGAAGACUGGAAGCCCACAGAGAGCCGGGACUUCAUCGACAGCUACCUGCAGGAGAUAGCCAAGGACAACGGUGGUGGCAGCUUCCAGGAGGAAAACCUUGUGGCGUGCAUGCUCGACCUGCUCUUUGCUGGGACCGAGACCUCUUCCACAACCAUCCGCUGGGGUCUGCUGUAUAUGGCCAUAUAUCCGGAAAUUCAAGCCCGUGUGCAAGCCGAGAUCGAUGCGGUCAUCGGGCAGGCGCGGCAGCCAGCCCUGGAGGACAGGAACAACAUGCCCUACACCAACGCCGUCAUCCAUGAAGUGCAGAGGAAAGGCAACAUCAUCCCCUUCAAUGUGCCAAGACAGACGGUGAAGGACACGGUCUUGGACGGCUUCCACAUACCAAAGGGAACAGUUAUGAUCACAAAUUUAACCUCUGUGAUGUUUGACAAGAAUGAGUGGGAAACCCCUGACGCUUUUAACCCUGAGCAUUUCCUGAAGGACGGUCAGUUCCGGAAAAGGGAGUCGUUUAUGCCAUUUUCUGUAGGGAAGCGUGCCUGUCUGGGAGAGGCGCUGGCCCGCUCCGAGCUCUUCCUCUUCUUCACGGCUCUGCUCCAGAAAUUCACCUUCCAGGCGCCCCCGGACACCACGCUCAGCCUCCAGUUCAAGCUGGGCAUGACCAUGGCCCCGCAGCCCUACAAGAUCUGCGCCGUGCGUCGGUAGGGAAGCCUUGGCCACCGGCCUUGCUGGGAAAAGCCUUUGGCAGUGAUGAUGAAAACGAGCCCUCGGCGGCUCCCCGGGGCCGUGGCACUGACCACCUGGCUCCAGGGAGAGGCUGGGCGGUUUGUUUGUUUCUUCUAAAGCAAUUGCAAAAUCAUUUAUUUUACAAGUUGUUGCAUUUAAGGUGCCGA